GUGCACAAUUAACGAUGUCGGUGGAUUCAUCGCAACUAAUGACAAAGAAUACUGACAAUUUUACUUUGUUAAUUAUUUGUGACUUAAUGUCUGCUGCCAUGUCAUCGAUUCUAUGGUUGACUGUGUUAUUCGAAAGAGAAAUAUCUUCAUUUUUUGCUCUGCAUCUUCUCCUAAAAAUAUCUGCUAUGAGGUUUCUUUUGCUUUGCUUUGCUACACCUGUGUGAUAACUUCCCGAUUUAUACAGUCUCAUCCGCCUGAGUGAUUCUGCUUUCUAAGAAAAAAAC
Messenger RNA from Acanthoscelides obtectus, 284 nucleotides. The record is from the annotation of a GenBank genome assembly. NCBI's taxonomy places the organism in Eukaryota, Metazoa, Arthropoda, Insecta, Coleoptera, Chrysomelidae.